Molecule: messenger RNA, 1759 nt
Organism: Drosophila elegans
Lineage: Eukaryota; Metazoa; Arthropoda; Insecta; Diptera; Drosophilidae
Gene: Sil1
Product: nucleotide exchange factor Sil1
Exons: 2
Coding region: 112-1401 (429 amino acids)
Source: RefSeq, a predicted model, not a curated record
CAUCCACAUCAGUGGUCUUGAAAGUUGGGUUUAAAAACUAUAACGAAAUUCAUCAAUUGUUGGGUGAAAUACUAGUAAAAGACAUUCCGACGACAAGACAGCUGGAGCAACAUGCAGAUAUUGGUCCUACUGGCCAGUGUCCUCAUCCUGGCCAGCCUGCAAAAGUCAGUGGCAACGGAAACGGACAACAAAACAAGUGAAUUCGUGGCCACCAAGGAAUGGCAGGUGAUUGCGGAAGGUCAGGCCAUUCCCAAGGGUCUCCAUGUGCGCAUCAAUCUGCAAACCGGACUCAAGGAGGCCAAACUCCUGGACGAGAGUGAACGUGGCACGGCCCUGCAAAGUCAGCCGGAGGAUCAGGAUCAGAAUCAGAAUCAGCAGCUAGAGGACAAUGAACCUUUGGCACUGGACUACAAGCCGGACAUCAUCGAGGAAUCCCUACGUCGCGUGAAGGAGCAGAAGAAGAGCUAUGCGGAGCUGCGCAAGGCGUACAAGGAGUUCCAGAAGAACUUUCGCACAGAUGGGGAACUGAUUGUCCAGCUGAUCGAUCAGUACCGCAACUUCAGCAAGACGCCGCUGCUGGAGUCGCAGAUGCGCUCCAAGCUGGACUGCCUGGAGAAUCUGGAGUACCUGCUGCAUCAGAUAGACAAUGCCCUGCUGUUCAUCGACAAUGGAGGGCUGGAUGAUGUGCUGCUGCCCAUUGUGGUCAACGAUACUAGUGUUCCGCUGAGGGUUUCAGCCAUGCGGGUGCUGGGCUCGCUGGCCAGCAACAAUCCCAAGGCCCAGAUCAAGGUGUUCGAGAAGAACUUUGGCUCGCAUCUGGCCCAGAUCCUGAUGAGUUCCGGCAAUGUCGGUGAGAUCUCUGCGGCGCUGCAUGCCUUUGGAGCUCUGCUCCGGAAGUUUCCCCUAGCCCAGCAGCGAUUGCUCUCCACCUCGGGGACACAGGCUCUGGUCAAGGUGUUGCAAAGUCCCGAAGUGGAGCUACGUAGCAAGGCCAAGGUGGUGACCCUCAUCAGCGACUUGGUGCUGGAGAAGCGGUCAGUGCUGGAGGCCAGCAAAGAUGCCACCGAAGCCGCCUCCACAAUGGCGCAAUAUGUGCUGCUGGAGUUCGAGCCUUGGCUACAAUCGCAGGGCUAUUGCCCAGCAGUGGAUCAUGUCAUGGCCAAGGAUUUCAUGCAUCUUCUCGAGCAACCAGAGGUGGUGGAACAAUUUGCCACUGCCCUGGAAACCACCGACGAUCUUUGCAUUGCCACUUGGUCGCAAAGUUCGGGUCUUAGACAUGCCCUGCUAACGAUUCGAAAUCGAUAUGCCAACAGCAAGGACGAAUACCGACUGGAGGUGGCCCACAUCCUGGCCAAACUGUGCGAGAGAUUGUUCAACAAGCCCAAACACACCGAACUGUAAUCCUAGCCAAUUUAACUUGUACAACUAAAAGUCUUAAUUUAUUAUAAGUUCUCAGAGUGAAUGUAAUUCAUAGCCAAAACUAUAGACCCAAAUUGUUCAGGUUAAGUCGGAAUGAUAGUUAUGUUGCCAGGUACUUGUGAUGCAAAUGUAAUGCUCCUUCUGCAAAAGUGUAUCCCUUUGUCACUACUUUAAGAACGUUAGUUAAAACUAUGUUUUUUUUCUACAAGUUUGAAUCAUAAAACUUUAUUUGCUAACGAGGCUGGAGAAUAGUUAUGCCAAUGCUACGAUAAGAAACUUAGCUUUAAGAUUUUCGGUAAUAAAAACAGUCGACUUUUUAAAGCCUGAAAGUUAUCUUAAA